Saprolegnia diclina VS20 is the source of this 1842-nucleotide messenger RNA. RefSeq lists its product as hypothetical. The record is from RefSeq and is a predicted model, not a curated record. NCBI's taxonomy places the organism in Eukaryota, Oomycota, Saprolegniomycetes, Saprolegniales, Saprolegniaceae. The coding region runs from base 21 to 1781 and encodes 586 amino acids. The transcript has 7 exons.
UUCCAAUUGAAACACAUAGCAUGCUGCAGCACGGCAACCGUCGGGCGCUCUGGACGUCCAUGGGCGCAUCAUGGGUCCGCGCGUCGACGGGCGUGCUCCAGAAGCUCCUCGCCAAGGACCCGCCGACGCCGCCGCCAAGCGUGCUCGCGGCCAAGAAGGCGGCGCGGCUCCAGGACGCGCUCUGGAAGCCGGCGCUCGAGUUUCCUGCGUCGGCGCUGGACCGCGACAAGCGGUCGCUGAACCACUCGCUGCAGGUGCUCGAGCGUCUCACGCUGCGCACGCUCGCCCACGUCUUGCAGCCGACGCCAUUGGCCGUGCUCGGGUCGUGCUGCACGCUCGUGCUGGGCAUCGGCGGCCUCGAAGCCGCGUACCUUCUCGACGACUCGUACUUGCACGCGUAUCGCCAGCAUGACAACUACGCAAUAGCGUUUAUGGUCGAGUAUGCGUACGAGAACUUUGCGUCGAGCUGCAUCUGGGACACAAAGCCGCCGGCGUUGGUUGCGCGGGCGCUGGGGUUGGACCCACACGAGAUCCUGCACGAGUUUGCCGAUACGCCCGACGACGCGCAGCGCAUGCUGACGAUCCUCGGUCUGCGCACCCAACGCGCGCUCGUUGCGGGCUUCAUGCUGAUCGCCCAGGGGCUUGGCAUCAUGGGCGGGGCCAUGCGUGUCUCGCGCGACUACUCGAAGAACGUGUGCUCGGGCAAGGAGCCGCCGCUGCACGGCGUCAAAGAGCGCAUCAUUCGCCUCACGGGCACGGCCAGCGACGCAACCGAGGUGUCGAUGGCCCGGUACGGUGCCCACAUGCUGCCCGUCUUCAAGGACCCCCACAAGAUGCGCUACCUCAUCUCGCUGUGGUCGCACAAUGGCAAGUUUCCGUGUGUCUGGCAUGUGCCCGGCGGCAAGUACGGAUUUCGCCACUCGUGGACAGGCCUGCGCAUCGACAAGCGCUAUAUGCUCAAGACGACGACCGGGAAGCUCAUUUUGACGAUGGAAGCCGACGUCACUCGCGCCGAAGAAGCCUUCCACCUCAUGCCCAGCACGCAACCCGAUCUGAGCAUUGAAGAGGCGUCGCAGGGCUUUCGCUUGAUCGAGCGAGCGGCCGCCGCGCGGAUCGAGCGCCCGUUUCGGUCGCUGCGCGUCAUCCUCGGGGACUCGCUCCAAGUGGAGCAGCAAGUGCCACUGCGUGCGCGCUUGGACGCCAAGAACGAGUGCGACGUGUUCAUUGACGCCAAGGCCAUCGUGAUGCUUGCCUUGCUGAAGUGGGCUCACAAACUGCCACAAGACGCAACCAUUGUGAUUGAUUCGUCGCCCGAGCACUACGCGUACAUGGCGCAUCUUUUGGCUGCAAAAGGCCACGCGACGAUGCCGCAGUCGGAAGCCGCGGCCCUGACGCACGUCAAGACGGAAGCCUGGCCGCACCUUGUGUAUCUCUCAUCGACAUCGGCGACGAUCAACGCCUUGCAGACGCUCAUCCAGAGCAACCGCGCCGACCCGACCCAGUGCUGCGCGCUCCUCAACAAUGCCUACGGUCUCGAUCACUUGCGGGAAAUCGCGCUCUACGAAGACACGCGGAUUGGCUCGAUUUGCGCGGCCGAGCUCCACGACGACUAUUUUCGACAGGUUCGUAUUUGGACGCGCAUGGGGCACUCGGCGAGUGCGAUCCAAGCCGAGCUCGACACGCGCUUUGCCGAAGUACUCGCCAUCAAGCAGUCGACACUGGAGAGCGUACCACGAACAGCAAGCCAUGAUGUCUCUACGAUCGCAAGCACCGAACCCUAAGCUAGCUAAUGACAUAUGUAACUCGUAUGCCCACCGUCUCGCAUAGGCAGGAAAAUGAGAU